AUGCGCGCCAAAUCUCGAUUUCGAAAGACCAGCUUUCUCUUGCAUACUUUCCUCUCUCUUUCUUUCUUUCUCUCUCUCUCUCUUUCUUUAAUUUGUCCUUUUUUCUCCCUAAUAUCGCUUUACUUUCUUUCUUUCUUUCUCUCUGUUUCAUUAUUAACUGCUCUCUUUCAUAGCUUUUCUCUCUCUUUCACACACGCAACUACUCUGUUUUCUAUCGGUCGCUCUUUUACGACCUACAAUUUCUGUACUUAUUCCUUUCUCAUCAUUCUCUCUUUUGCUCUCUCUCUUAUUUGUCUCCUCCUCUUCCUUUUCUUCUCCUUCUUCUUCUUCUUCUUCUUCUUCCCUCUUUUUUCUCGCUCUUUCAUUCAAUGUAUCUAUCUCCCGAUCAAUCGCAACACAACGCCUAAACCUUUUUCUCUUUAUGUCUCUAUACAUUAUUAUUCAACCCCUCCUUCUUCUCAAAAACUCCAACGCUUAUAUAUAAACUCUCUCUUCAAAAAUCUUUUCUAUUUUCUAUAUCUUUUCUCUUAUUCUUAUUUUAUUUUUUCUUUCUCUUUCCAGAGAGAGACAUUCGAGAGAGAGAAUAAGAUGGCAUUUGGACAUGUUUCUUUUUUUUUGCGCAUUCGUUUGCACCCUUGCGACUGCAAUUCAUGA
Messenger RNA from Acanthosepion pharaonis, 654 nucleotides. Lineage: Eukaryota; Metazoa; Mollusca; Cephalopoda; Sepiida; Sepiidae. The record is from the annotation of a GenBank genome assembly.